This is a messenger RNA of Macroventuria anomochaeta, 280 nucleotides long. RefSeq lists its product as uncharacterized. The record is from RefSeq and is a predicted model, not a curated record. The coding region runs from base 54 to 266 and encodes 70 amino acids. The transcript has a single exon. NCBI's taxonomy places the organism in Eukaryota, Fungi, Ascomycota, Dothideomycetes, Pleosporales, Didymellaceae.
AAAUUCUUUGAUGGUUGGCGAGCGGUCAGCGUUAGGCAUAGAGUUUUGUAGAUAUGGAUACCCAAAACAUGAGUUCAAUUGUAGGAGAUGGGUUGUACUCUUUGAUAUUCGUAAAGCGCGUGUUGACUUUCUCACUUCACCGCUCACCUCACCUCCACAUCGAUAACAGCCUCCAUCCCUCGCUCAUUCAUUGCCCCACACCACGCUUGCGCUAUGUUCACUGCAGAGAGCAUCGCCAGAAACAUGGAAUUGGAGCAGUAAAGUGACGGGCAAUUAAAUG